Messenger RNA from Stylophora pistillata, 3810 nucleotides. RefSeq lists its product as uncharacterized. Gene Ontology annotation, biological process: DNA-templated transcription termination. NCBI's taxonomy places the organism in Eukaryota, Metazoa, Cnidaria, Anthozoa, Scleractinia, Pocilloporidae. The record is from RefSeq and is a predicted model, not a curated record.
AUGAAUUCACAAACAGUGCUUCAGUUGAAAGCACUCGCAAAACACCUAGGGUUGAGAGGAUAUUCACGUUUGAGAAAAGCAGAGCUCAUUGAGUUCAUCGAGCGGUCGAGACCAAGAGGGAUUGUUAAUUUUGUUGAGGAGAGUUUUGUGGAGAGAGCAGGAGGGUCUCUGCUCGAUGAUCCGAUUCCUAAACAUGAGAUUCCAAAAGGGCAGAAAAUCUUGAAACCGUCAAAACCAGCAAAGCUGGUGAAAAAGAUUGAGAAGGCUGUUGAUUGGGGAAAGAGGGAGGUAGAGGAUUGGGGGCAUUGGUUGAAGGAGAUGGAUGCGCCGAGAGUUGUGGUUGAUGACAAGUUGAAAGAUUUCAAAGCGUAUAUCACUAAACUCUAUGAAAAAAGAGACCAACACCGUUUCACACUUGUUGAGAGCAAGUCUUCAUUGAAACAGUUCACGAGGCAGUACACGAUUGAUGGGGUGGGGGGUUAUGGAGCAUUGGACUUUCUUCAGACUGUAAAACCGAUCGUUAUCAACUUUCUAUUAACGCAAAAGAGUAUCAAGAUGGAACUCAUCCUCGGAUGUAACAUGUCAAAGACUAACAUUGCGACGGGUGAGACUGUGCUCAAAACUUUUCCUUUUGCAUCUUUCAUGGAGAUUGUCUUUCAAGAGACUGAUCGAGAAGGGCUUUAUCAGAGGUGUGUUGACAAAAUGAUGGAGAGCUUGGCUAGUUUUCAAAGGAAUGGAAGCGGUUGGGUUUUGCAUUCGAUUGCGGGGUUGGAUUUGUAUAUGGUGAAAUACACUCCUUUGAAAGGCUCCUCAUACAUUGAGCUAUCACCACAUCUCGCAAAAAAGAAGGCCAUCAUAAACAUGAAGAAUGAGGAUGACGAAUGUUUCAAAUGGUGUGUCACGAGAGCUUUGAAUCCUGUGGAAAAGAACCAAGAGCGUGUCACAAAGAUUUUGAGAGAGCAGGCAAAGAUAUUGAGAUGGGAUGGGAUAAAGUUUCCGAUGGAGGUAAAGAGCAUUCACCGUUUUGAAACAUUGAAUCCAAGUCUUGCUGUCAACGUCUACAUGUAUGAAGGAGGACUCAAACCCUUGAGAGUGAGCAAUGUCGAGAGCAACAAGCCUCGCAUCCAUCUUCUUUUCAUCUCUGAUGGUGAUAAGCAGCAUUACUGUCUCAUCAAAUCUUUGAGUCGGCUCGUAUCGAGUUAUUUGUCGAAGAAAGAACACAAGAAGUUUAUCUGUGAGAGAUGUCUCAAUCAUUUCGGAACUCAGAAACUACUUGAUACACAUAUUGAACUUUGUGGAGAACAUGAGGCUGUGAGAGAGAGGAUGCCACCUUCUGAAACUUUUCUCUCUUUCAAAAACCAUCACAAGAAGAUGGACAUGCCGUUCGUCAUCUAUGCUGACUUUGAAUCGAUCAUCAAACCUUUGCACACCGUUCAACCAAAUCCUAAAAAGUGUUACACCGAGAAGAAGCAGAAACAUAUCCCGGUGAGUUUUUGCUACUUUGUUAAAUGCUCUUUCGAUGACAAACAUUCGAAACUGGUUGAAUACACAGCAAAGUCUGAGGAUGAAGAUGUUGCACAGAUAUUUGUUGACAUGCUUGAAGAGGAGGUUAAGGCAAUAUACAAAAACCAUCCCACAAAAGAGAUGAUCUUCGAAGACAGUGAUGCUGAAAUCUUUGAAAAAGCAACGUGUUGUUGGUUAUGUGGAGAGGAUUUCAAGAAGGAAGACAUGAAGGUUCGUGAUCAUUGUCAUUACACUGGUAAAUUUCGAGGAGCUGCGCAUAACAGUUGCAACCUGAGAUUCCGACGACCAAAAUUCACUCCUGUAGUCUUUCACAACUUAGCAAACUAUGACGCACAUCUCUUCGUUAGAAAUCUCGGCGUUUCAGAAGGUGACAUUAAUUGCAUUCCCAACAACGAAGAAAAAUACAUCAGCUUCACAAAAAGCAUUGAAGUUAACAAGUUUUUCGAUUUCGAGAAAGAAAAAGACAUUGUUGUCAAGAGAGAGUUGAGGUUCAUUGACAGCUUCAAAUUCAUGGCUUCUAGUCUUGCCAAGCUUGUCAACAACCUCACCAAAAAGGGUGACUCUUUUGAAAAUGUAGGAAGAUACUUUGAUGGAGAGAAGAUUGAACUGUUGAAGAGAAAGGGUGUCUAUCCUUAUGAAUGGUUGGAUUCUAUCAACAGACUAGAUGAAACUGAACUUCCACCGAUCGAAGCUUUCUUCUCUGUUCUCAGUGGUAGUGGGAUCUCUGAAAAAGAUUAUGAUCAUGCACAAGAAGUAUGGAAAACCUUCGGAAUGAAGACGAUGCGAGACUAUCACAAUCUUUACAAUCGAAGUGAUGUUCUAUUUUUGUGUGAUGUUUUUGAGAACUUUCGGAAGGUUUGCAAGGAGAACUACGACCUCGACCCCUGUUGGUACUACACCGCACCUGGGUUGGCUUGGGAUGCAUGUCUCAAAAUGACACAGAUCAAUCUUGAGCUGUUGAGCGAUCCAAACAUGUUGCAUAUGUUUGAGAAAGGUAUUCGUGGAGGUAUCUCAAUGAUUACAACAAGACAUUCUCAAGCCAACAACAGAUACAUGGGGGAGAGGUUUGACACCACCAAACCUUCAAAGUUUAUCACGUAUCUUGACGCAAACAACCUCUACGGUUGGGCGAUGAGUAAGAGUCUGCCAACGCAUGGUUUCAAAUGGGUGGAUGAAAAAGACUUUGGGGGGUGGAAGAAUUUUCCCUGCAUUCUUGAGGUUGACUUGCUUCCCGUUGAGAAAGAUUUACACGAUCACUUUAAUGACUAUCCCCUCGCUCCUGAGAAUCUGUUGGUUGGGAAAGUUCAUAAGCUGGUCUGCACCUUGAAUGGUAAAAAGAAGUACAUCAUUCACCAUGAGGCUUUGAAGCUUUACAUGAGUCUUGGUGUUAAAAUUGGAAAGAUUCACCGUAUCAUCAGGUUUGAAGAGAGCUCUUGGAUGAAGAAGUAUAUCGAUCUCAACACAUCUUUGCGAGCUAAGGCCGACAACGAUUUUGAGAAGGACUUUUUCAAACUCAUGAACAACUCUGUCUACGGCAAGACGAUGGAAAACAUUCGGAACCGGGUUGAUGUCAGACUUGUCAACUCAGAAGAGAAGGCAGAGAAGUUGGCAAAGAGGCCCAACUUCAAAAAUUGCACCAUAUUCUCCGAAAAUCUCUGUGCGAUUGAGAUGAGAAGGACGCAAAUUCUCUUCAACAAACCCGUCUAUCUCGGAAUGUGUAUCCUCGAUAUCAGCAAGACUCUGAUGUAUGACUUUCAUUACCACUACAUCAAAUCCAAGUACGGAGACAGAGCAAAGCUUCUUUUCACCGACACAGACAGUCUCUGCUAUGAGAUUCAGACUGAAGAUUUUUACAAAGACAUAAUUGAUGAUGUGGACUGUUUGUUUGACACAAGCAACAAUUCAAAGGAGCAUUCUUCCGGGUUGCCAACCGGUGUGAACAAGAAAGUUAUUGGAAAGUUCAAGGAUGAGGCGGGUGGAAAAAUCAUUGAAGAGUUUGUCGGUUUGAGGGCAAAGCUUUACAGCUACAAGAUGUUUGAUGGGGGGGAUGAGAAGAAGAAGUGUAAGGGAGUGAAGACAGGAGUGGUAGAGAGUACCAUCAGCUUCGAUGACUAUAAGAGCUGUCUGUUUGAUGGUGGAAAACAGCAUCGGAAAAUGAACACGCUUCGGAGUCGAAAGCAUGAGAUGUUUAUGGAAGAGAUCAAUAAAGUCGCCUUGUCUGCUGAUGAUGACAAGCGAAUCAUUCUACCAGACAGAGUGAACACACAUGCAAUUGGACAUGAAUGA